Molecule: messenger RNA, 3997 nt
Organism: Larimichthys crocea (large yellow croaker)
Lineage: Eukaryota; Metazoa; Chordata; Actinopteri; Sciaenidae
Gene: npas1
Product: neuronal PAS domain protein 1
Exons: 12
Coding region: 254-2683 (809 amino acids)
Biological process (GO): regulation of transcription by RNA polymerase II
Molecular function (GO): RNA polymerase II transcription regulatory region sequence-specific DNA binding; protein dimerization activity; DNA-binding transcription factor activity, RNA polymerase II-specific
Source: RefSeq, a predicted model, not a curated record
UGGUGGUGUUGUGGUGGUGGUGGUGGGGGGACACUGCCAGGGCAGAGCAAGGGGCUCCGGAGAGGAGGAGGAGGAGGAGGAGGAGAAGAAGGAGAAGGAGAAGAAGAGGAGGAAGAAGAAGAGAGAGACAAAGUGGAUCAGAUCAAGAGCAGCAGACUGAACGCUGGAAAUGCCCGUCAGGUCUGAGUCUGUCACAUCCUCAGCCAAUCAGAGCCUUCGUUAACAGCGGCGGCGGCGCUGGAUUGGGAGAAGGAUGGCAACCAUGCCAUUUGUCAGCGAGGGGAAGUGUGUGAGUGUGGAGUGGGAUUUCCUACAGGGGCUACUGGCCAAGCCUCCCACCCUGCCCUGUCUCCAGAACCUGCGGAAAGAGAAGUCUCGCAAUGCGGCUCGUUCACGGAGGGGGAAGGAGAAUUUCGAGUUCUUUGAGCUGGCCAAGAUGCUGCCUCUGCCCGGGGCCAUCACCAGCCAGCUGGACAAGGCCUCGGUUAUCCGGCUGACCAUUAGCUACCUGCACAUGCGCACCUUUGCCAGCCAGGGAGACCCACCCUGGAGCCCUCUGAUGGAGGGAGACAGCAACUGCAGCAAAGUAAGACGAUCAUCUCAUUCCCUGGCUACUGACAUGUUUGAGCAGCACCUAGGGGCACAUCUUCUGCAGUCUCUGGAUGGGUUCGUGUUCGUGGUCAGUCAUGAGGGACGGUUCCUCUACAUUUCAGAGACAGUUUCUAUCUACCUGGGACUCUCACAGGUGGAGCUGACCGGCAGCAGCGUGUUUGACUACAUCCACCCAGCGGACCAUGUCGAAAUGGCCGAGCGGCUGGGAAUCAGGCCUCACCUGAGGGCCGAAGCCGGUUGCCUCACGGCCCCUGAGAGUGCUUCCAGCUCUGCAUCCACCUCCUCCCUAGCUGGUACCCCUGAACCUGCUCCCUCUAGUCCUCAUUCUCCUGCUGACGAUCCUCCCGACCGUGGCUUCUUCAUCCGCAUGAAGUCCACGCUCACCAAAAGAGGCCUGCACGUCAAGUCCUCUGGAUACAAGGUAAUCCAUGUGACAGGACGAAUCCGUUGCCGCCCUGCUCUCGUGCCGGGCUCCACGCGCUCAGUGCGUCGACCGAUGGGUUUGGUUGCACUGGCACACACGCUCCCACCCUCCACGCUUAAUGAAGUCCGCAUGGAGAGCCAAAUGUUUGUCUUCCGAGUGAACAUGGACCUACAGGUCACAUAUUGUGAAAACAGGAUCUCAGAGUAUAUGGAUCUGACCCCAGCAGAGGUCGUGGGACAGACCUGUUACCACUUCAUCCACGUAGAAGACCUGGAAAACCUCCGGCAGAGCCAUGAGGACCUGCUGAGGAAAGGCCAAGUGGUGACCGGCUACUACCGUUGGCUCCAGAGGAGAGGAGGCUACCUGUGGAUCCAGUCUACUGCCACUGUCUCCAUCAACCACAAAGCCCCUCACGAACGUAACGUCAUAUGGGUCAACUAUGUCCUGAGUCGAACAGAGUUACCCGACACUCCCCUGGACCUGCUGCAACUACCAGAGAACAUAAGAGCAGAGCGACUUCGAGUUAGCUCGCCCCCCACUGACAGCUCCCCACAGGCCCGAGGCUUGCAGCCAGUGAAGGGUUCAUUGGGGAAGAGUGACCCUGACGCUAAAGGCAGAGACAAAUUCACAGCCACCGCCAUCCAAUCAGAGGACAGGAGGAAGCGUCUACUGAGGUCCGAACCCGAGGGCGCACCUCCUGAAACCCGCCGCAGGCUGGAAGAGCUUCGUCACGCAGAGGAGAGUGUGUCAGCCUCCUCUGACCUGGCGAGCGAAAGCGACGGGGAGGAGGAGGAAGAGACAGAGUGGGACCAGGGGGGAGACAGUGACAGACUGAAACAGGAAGACGGCGGGAGAGGAGGUAAACAGAGUAGGGGUGGAGACACCCCGACUCGAGGGGAGAGGAGCAGCAGGGUGCAUAACGGCCGAGCUGUGAUCCAGCAGCUGAAGAGCGUAGUAACCCCGUCUCCCCUGCCCGGCAGCCCCAGCAUCAAGACUGAACAUGAAGCCCUAACCACCGGAGGGCGCUGGGGGUCACACACACAAACCUCCACCUCACACACCACCCAGCCCCAACCCUCACAUGCACACACACCCUCCAGCAGCCUCAACGGCGACAGCCCCACCACCCCGAUCCCCGACUCUUCCUCCAGCAGUGAGGCUCCCCCAAAAGGGUUGUUCACUCCCCCGUCCCCGGCUUUGUCUCCCGCCAUGUCCGUGUCCUCCCCGCUCCCCCGUGAUGAGAGGUCCGUGUCGGGGGUAGUCAGUCGGAGCAGUGGUGGUGCAGGUAACGGCCCUGACUUUGAGCUGCUCCAGAGACUGGCUGCAGGCGGUGCAGCGGGGCGGGUCCUCUUCCACCCCCUUGCCCUUGGCCCGCAGGGCCCUCAGAGCCUCUACGCUCCCAGCACUAUCCGCUACGCUCCACCUGAGCUGCCCCCCUCCCACCACCACAGCGCAGGACACAGCGAUGGCCUGCAGCUACGCACGGACCACCACAAGGGACCCCCGCCAGCCUUCUUCCCCCACCUACAGCGGUUGGCCGGCUUGCCACCCUUCAGUGGUUUCUCCCCGUCUGACAGCCCUUUCUCUUCCGGCCUGCCCUUCUGUAUGAAUGGACUGAGGGGGGCUGCAGGCUCUGAGGAGGACUGAGGCUCAGAGGGGUGGAGGUGAGAGGAGAAGAUAAAAAUGAAGGACGGAGCAGUGACAGAUGAGAACAGAAAGAGAGACACUGAAAAGGGCAGUAAAGACAGAAGUGGCAGGACAUUAAGCCUCUAAGGACUCUACUAAUUGGACAUUGAGUUGAAUAACUGUGAUCUAAAAUAUGUGACAAGUCGCUGCCAUCGGGAAUUAUUGUGUCUGCCUGUUGUGGACAAGUGACAGUGACUCUCAGAGAAAACGGGACAUGGAAACUUUUGACUGGUUGUCCCUCAAGACUUUCCGUCUCUACAACAAUAAUGAACUCUGUGUCUUUCUCUAGAUGACUGUGUUGAUUUCUGUGUCUCUUCCACUCAGAGAAGCCAUAUUGUAUAUAGAGACAAAACCAUAAAGACCCUCAGCUCACAUCCUCCUCACUGUCACUCCAAUUAACCCAAUUAACCCUAAAGCCAGUAGAAAGAGAUGGACACUUGUCUGUAGGAAGGAAAGUGACUUUGGAAUAUAAAUUUUUAUUAUUGCAGUAUUAUAUAAAUCAUCUCUUACACUGAGAUCCAGGUGAGACUUUGAUUAUAUGGUUUCCCUUAAAAUAGAUGGAGACAGCCCUCUGGUGUUUUUGUAUUGAGAUUCAAAAUAAGAAUAAUAAUAAUAAUAAAAACAAGUACUCAUCAGUCAGCCAUACUUAAAGCACACUGUUGGGACAAAAAUAUGAAUAAUGUAGUCCCAGACAUUCCAUUAUGUAUAAGGGAAGAAAAUGCAAUGCAGACAGGACGCUAUUUCUGUUGAUUGAUUGUAGGAAGGUCAUUUGUUUAACUGAGUAUUAAUUAUAGUAUAUUAUGUAUGAUGCUGCGAUUGUGUUUGUGUAUGAAAGCCAUAUUCUUCUUUUUUUUUAUUUCUUGGAAGUUUUUAUUGAUUUUCGCCAGAUAAAACAGAGGGAAGUAUGAUGUAAAAAAUGUGUCUAGACAGACAGAAUAACAUUGUUUUAUUGGAUGUACAAUAACAUCCAAAUAUGUUUUUAUUAUUCUCUUAAAAAAAAUUAUAUUUCUGUAAAUGUUUUUAGGAGAGGAAACGGUGCUGGACCAGAGAAGUGUUUAUUAUCAUUUAAACCUCUGUGUGUUUUUUUCUGAGCACUUACUGAAAAUUUGUUCUGUUGUGAACUCAAAGCACUUCAUCACUUAACACAGACUGCGUGAGCCUGUUAAAACAGAAAACAAUGCAAGAGUGGUCACUAAUAUCAUAGUUUGACCACAGUGUAGUAGUGGGGGGGAUAAAUGGUCAUUUUAAAAAAGGCAGAAAAAAUAAACAGACCAC